AUGGACACCGUGCUUCUGGCUCACUUAGACCACCUGACCCAAGAAAGAGAUGCGAUUAACCGUCGUAGGCAAAAGCAAAAGGCUGUAUGUGAUCAAUACAGGGAGAAGCUUGAGGCAGCACGUAGAGAAGAGUGGGAAGCUAGGACUGCACUUGGAGAUAAGAAGAAUGAUUUAAAUAAUGUACGUUCGGUCCUAGGGAAAUUGCACCAAGCAAAUUCAGCUGAAGAACUUGAUGAGCUGAUUGCGAAGAAAGAGAGGACUAUGCAACAUGAGACCAUUUCUUUGAAAGAAGAAAAGCUUUUAAUUAAAGAGAUUAAUGAAUUAAAAGCCCAACGGAAGCAGCUAUCCACCACUAUGGGCUCAAAGGCAGAAAUCAAUUAAGCAUUUGACCAAAAAGAUCACAUUCAUGAAAGGCAUAAGGUAUUGAAAGCAAAAAAUUCUAAUU
This is a messenger RNA of Zea mays, 445 nucleotides long. Its product is annotated as proton pump-interactor BIP131-like. The record is from RefSeq and is a predicted model, not a curated record. The coding region runs from base 1 to 381 and encodes 126 amino acids. The transcript has 4 exons. Lineage: Eukaryota; Viridiplantae; Streptophyta; Magnoliopsida; Poales; Poaceae.